ACAAAACUCAUUUCACGUUGCGAGUGGUUGCUCACGCUGCUGGCCGUAUCAGAGGUCACAGGCACGUUCCAGCAGCUCCUUCAAACACGUUACCAGCCGUCACCAACCCUAAAACGGCAGCGAGCCCUCGCGGCGGUUUCAACUCGGUUUCAGUUGUUAAGCCAAGAACCAGCCGCUCGCGGCGCGCGGAGGCCAUGGACGGCGCCACCGAGGAGCCCACAGCCAUGACCGACGCCGCCGAGGCGCCCGACGGCGCCAUCCGCCGGCCGGGACCGGCUACGAUCGACCCCGCCGAGGCGGAGGCCGAGAAUGAGGAACACUCCGACGGCUACGUCGAGUCCGACGACGACGGAGGAUCCUCAAUCGAAGAGGAGCCGGACAGCCCCAACGCCGAAGCCGCGGCGGACCUCCAGCGGCUGCUCGACGCGCACGAGGCACCCUUUGGCCAUGGCGUUUCAACACAUGUAGAGACCGUGCUCGCGGGCGGCGCGCGCGGCCGCCAGGCGGCGCAGGCGCUCAAAAGAGCCGCCCAGUGCUGCCGCGAGGCCUUCACCAAGCCGAAGAUGGGCAAGAAAGCGGAAGACGACCUGUCGGCGACGGCCGAAGCGUUACUCGACGCGCUUUUAGAUCUCUGGCAGGCGGAGCACGACGACGCGCUGCGGGAUUCGAUAGCGCGGUGCGGCGAGGCCUGGUGGGCGCGGGAACAGGCGCCCUUCGCCGCGCCUCGGGUGUUGCCGUAUUUGCUGGUGCGAGCGCUGUCCGACGGCGCCACAAGUGAAGACGUCGCGAGAUGUGCCACUUCGGCAUCGAUGCUCGCGCCCGUCGACCUCGACGACGCGUCGGCGGCGGGAUUGCGAGGUCUACUCGCGUCGACCGCGUCAAGUCCGGCGUUCCUGCGAAGCGCCCGGGGCAAGGACUUCGUCGCGGGCGUUUUAAGAGGCAAUACUUUAGCUUCGAGCGCCGCGCAUCAGUCCGUGAAGAAGGCGCUGCCGUCCUGGACGCAGGCUCGAGCUAGAGCCGCCGGCGACUGCUACAAGCGGGCCUUUGAUUCUCUGGCGAAGGAGGGUGACACGGAGAGUUUUGAAGAGGACUACCUCCAGGAUUUAGCGAGGGCUUUUCUGUUCUCCAAGUCCAAGAAACUAGCCUCGCAACUCAAAUCACUGCUAGACAGCGCUUUACACUGCUCCGUGACAGGAACGAAGGUGAAGAGAGCCUGUGUGGAGCGCGUCUACGCUCCGUUGUUGUGGCGCCAUAUCACCGCACCGAAUAACGAAUGUCGAAGAAGAGCUUUCGAGGUCCUCGGGACGUGCUUUCCCAUCGCCGACCCCGACGCGUUUGAAUCGGCGUCCUAUCAUCAACACGCGUCUCCACGCCAUCGACGCGACGGUUUCGCGCAGGUCCAAGGACGUCUCGACCUCGGCGAUCGAGCGCCAGCUCACUCUAUUAAAAAACGCCCUGACCGAGGACCCCGACCCGAGUUGCCGAGCGGCGGCCUGCCACGCGUCCGGACGAGCGCUCGCGACGUGCUGGCCGAAGCUGGCCAAGGGUCCCGCCACGCACAUGCUACGGACGCUCGGGGCUACUUGCUGCCGCGAUUCCACGUCGCCGGCCGUGCGAGAAGCCGCGCUGAAGGCGUUGACGGCCUGCGCGUCGUCGAAACAUAUUACCUCGGCUGGUGCUGGCGAAAAGACUUUACGAAAGGCCUUGCGCGACGCGUCUCGCCACCUCCACGACAAGUCGCCGGUCGUGAGGAACGCCUGCGCGCAUCUCCUAGGCGCGUAUGCGCAAUCCACUUCGAUAGAUGCUGCGUUUGCCGCCGUCGGUUCCGAGAAUCUUUUGCAGAGAAUCGCGGAGGAUGAUGAGUCGAGGAGAGGGUCUUCCCAAGCCAUCGCCAAGUUGCUCGUGAAAGCUUACUUUCCCCUUGAGGACGGUUCGAGACAGGUCGCUUUGGCCGCCGCUCUCUACAACAAGAAACCUUUAGCUGCGAGAGCUUUUUAUGGAAGGCUCGCGGAGCUCGCGCCGGCCGAGGACGUGGCGCGCUUCGUCGUGCGCUCGCGGCGUCCUUUCACGCCAUCGUCAUGCAUCGUUUUCGAGGCCGUUCGGACCGCGGUCGCGGCGAUGGCGUCUUCACGAGACCGCGUCGCCGCGACGCCGUCGACGCGGGCGUCAGAUGGUCUACGGGUCUCGCGACGCCGUCUACGCGUCCGCUCGACGGCGUGCAGGCCGUGCGCCAUCGCUCCUCACGAGAGACAGGACGCGAGACAACGAUGCUCCACACAGGUCAUGGCGUCCAAGGCCGCGUCGGAAGUGUCCAAGACGCCUACGAAGAAGCGCAAGUCCGGCGAAGAUUAUGAGGCGCCGUCGUCACAAGCGCUGGUGGCCGUCGCGGCCACGGCCUACGCGUCGCUGGCGCGCGGUCCGUUGUCAGCGAACACCGAGGGCGCCCGCAAGCUCGCGGCCUAUGUUGGUGAUGGUGUUGCGACUUGUGUCCAAUCACUAGUAGACAGCGGUUUGCAGAGCGAGGACUUACGAGGUCUGCGGACGGCGGUCGCGCUUGGUGGAUUAAGGGGCCAGGACGAGGCCGAGGUCAGUGACUCAGCGUGAUUUCCGAACGUUUCCCAACUUCAACUUUGUGAAGAUGGCGUCGUCGCGAUCACACGAGAGUCUACGCGUCUCGUGGGUGCACGGAGACGGUUUCGCGACGCGUCGUUCGACGCAGGCGGGCGCCGCGCGGUCGAAGGCUCAAAGGAGAGAUGGUAUUCAGAGGGUGGUGGCUCCCUCUUCCUUGAAUGACGCCGAGUCCGUCGCGGCGGCGGCCGAUGCCGCAUGCCGGUUAGCCGGUAGAGGUAUGAAGCAGGCCGGCGACGUCGCGCGCACGCUCGCGGAGACGCUGUUCGCCUUGAACACUACGACGGCGAAGGAGAAGCCCGGGACUAGGAAGCGAGGCCGCGUUAAGGAGAAGGCUCCAUCUUCCUCCUCAGAAGCGGCGGCUUGUGCGAUCGGUCGCAUUAUCCUGCGGAACGAUCCUACCGCGCGAGACGCUAGAAAGCAGCUCAUGCGCGACGCGAAGGCCGUCGACGCGUUACAUGCCGCUUGCAGAGCGUCGUCAUGUCGCGACGCGGCGCUCAUGGCAACGUUGGAGGCUCGACUGGCCGUCCUCAAGUUUUCUGCAAGGGAGGCUUCUUCCGAGGCCGACAAGGUCCUGGCCAAAGAUCUCAAAAGAGCUUUGGAUGCCGCUGUGGCGCUCGUGGAAAGCGGCGAAGAGAUCCUGUCGCCCGAGUUAGCUCGACAGAGGACCGAUGAGAUUAAUGAGGAUGCUGGUGGGACGAGCGACGCUCCUUUUAGAGCUUGCUGCGCCGUCGCUACAUCAGUGGUGGCUUCUUCGGGCGCGCCCGCGACGACGCGGGUCUUGGCUGCGGCGUGUGAAGCGUGGCUCGGAGAACCACCUUGCGUCGAGGCCGUGGCGUCGUUGGCCGUCGCGUUGCGGUUGCGCGGGGAAUUAUCGGGAGACGCCGACGGCCCGCUAGCUUGUGCGUUAUCAAGGUGGCUCGAGCAUGACAGCGACGGCGCGCAACGGGCGGUCCGCGCGUUGGCUCGAGGUGAAAGAUUGGAGGACUUCGUCGACGCCGUCCGGGAGCGCUCCUCUGGUAUGACGCCGCAGACGCCGGGCAAGGGCCGCGUCCGGGCCGAUCCGUUGCUCGCGGCGCUGCAGGCGCACGGCGUCGACGUGCGCCGCGGCGCGCUCGGCGACCGGUCCAACGACGUUGUUGCGGCGGAGCCGAUCCUUUCCCAGGCGUUCUGAUCCCCUAUCCCUGUCUAAGCAUGGCAGCAAGUGUAA
Messenger RNA from Pelagomonas calceolata, 3838 nucleotides. NCBI's taxonomy places the organism in Eukaryota, Pelagophyceae, Pelagomonadales, Pelagomonadaceae. The record is from the annotation of a GenBank genome assembly.